Molecule: messenger RNA, 5414 nt
Organism: Pezoporus occidentalis (night parrot)
Lineage: Eukaryota; Metazoa; Chordata; Aves; Psittaciformes; Psittacidae
Gene: SLC16A12
Product: solute carrier family 16 member 12
Exons: 7
Coding region: 819-2291 (490 amino acids)
Biological process (GO): monocarboxylic acid transport; transmembrane transport
Cellular component (GO): plasma membrane
Molecular function (GO): monocarboxylic acid transmembrane transporter activity
Source: RefSeq, a predicted model, not a curated record
GUCUGUGUUUGUGUCAGGGAGUUUGUUUCAGACCACAGAAGGGAAACAAAGAGGGUUUGGGUACACACUGGGACUGCUGUGUAUUUGUCCUGAAGCAAAUGGGUAAGGUCAAAAAAUGGACUUUACGCUUCAAGCAAAACAUCACAGGGCUUGUGAAGAGGCCAGGGAUGUCCUCGGGGUCAUGUGAGUACCUAGAGAGACUGCUCAGAAAGCUCUCUCAGCUGCAGCGGCAUUUUCUGCUGUGUAUUAGAAGGUUGUGGCAGAAAAGGCAAACUGUCCUGGUCUCCAUUCUAGAGCUUUCAAUGAUCUUUUAUGUAUGUGCAUUCUAGCAAUGGAGUACUUCAAAUAUGAGGUUUGAAAUUGUAAACUCAUUUGGACCUCAUUUGCUUUGUGUGGUUUUUCUAAUCAGCUAUAGGAAUGGACUUGUAACGACUGCAUCCAGCUGGGACCCUUUAAACUCACUUAGGAGCUGCUGCACCAGGUUUGGUGACUGCUUACAAAACCUCUUGUAACCCCAGCUGUGAAUUCAUGUUUGAUCUGUAUGAGCUGCUUUGACCAUUGCUAUCUAAUAUAAACCGGAGCUGUAUCAGCUGUCCUAUUUAAGAUGUGACCUAUUCUUUAUACAGAGAGUGAAGCAUUUACAUUAUCAGGCAGAGCAGAGCACUGUGUAUCUCUCCAAAGAGCCACAGAAGUGACAACGAAAGCAGAUGGCCAGCAACCCAUGUGCCAGGCAGCCAGGGCCUGUGCUUGGCGUGCCAGCCCGAAUCAGUCCCUGCCACUAAGGCAGGGCGGAGGGAGGAAUCACCCCAUCCUGUGCCAUGGCCUCGCCGCGGUCAGCCCAGCACGCCGGCCCCCCCGAUGGAGGCUGGGGAUGGAUGAUCGUUGCUGGCUGCUUCCUUGUCACUAUCUGUACCAGGGCUGUGACGAGGUGCAUCUCCAUUUUUUUUGUGGAGUUCCAGACAUACUUUGGGCAAGACUAUGCCAGAACAGCUUGGAUCCACUCCAUUGUAGACUGUGCUACGAUGCUCUGUGCCCCGCUUGGGAGUUUGAUCAGUAAUCAUGUAUCCUGCCAAGUUGGCAUCAUGUUAGGAGGGCUGCUUGCAUCUACUGGACUAAUUUUGAGUUCAUUUGCCACCAGCCUGGAACAUCUCUACUUAUCAUUAGGAGUACUUACAGGUCUUGGGUUUGCACUCUGUUAUUCUCCAGCCAUUGCAAUGGUGGGCAAAUAUUUCAACAAAAGAAAAGCGCUGGCAUAUGGAAUAGCCAUGUCAGGAAGUGGAAUCGGUACCUUCAUCCUGGCUCCUGUGGUCCAGCUCUUAAUUGAGCAGUUUUCCUGGCGUGGAGCUUUACUCAUCCUGGGAGGUUUUGUUUUAAACCUCUGUGUCUGUGGUGCCUUGAUGCGGCCCAUUGCUCUUAAGGAAGACCGUAAAACUGCUCCUGAGUUUCUUGAACAGGAUUAUGUUCCCAAAGCACAGAAACGAGACUUAAAGCGAACAUCCAUUUGUUCACCCUUAAUCAAAGUGUGGUCUCAUGAAUGUUUAUGCUACUGUUCAUGGAAGGAAUAUAACUUUUUGCUGAUGCCAGGCUUCAUGAUGCUGGCAGUGUCGGUUUUAUUUAUGGCAUAUGGCUGUAGCCCUCUUUUUGUCUACCUAGUGCCUUAUGCUUUGAGCGUUGGAGUGAGUCACCACCAGGCUGCCUUCCUCAUGUCCAUACUUGGUGUCAUAGACAUCAUUGGGAAUAUCACCUUUGGAUGGCUAACAGACAGAAGGUGUCUGAAGAAGCAUCGUCACUUUUGCUACCUCUUUGCUGUGGGAAUGGAUGGCCUCUGUUGCCUUUUCCUACCAGUUCUCCAAAAUUUCCCCUUGCUUGUGCCUUUCUCAUUUACCUUUGGUUACUUUGAUGGAGCCUAUGUAACACUGAUCCCUGUCAUAACAGCAGAUGUAGUAGGAACUUCUUCUUUAUCAUCAGCACUGGGUGUCGUGUAUUUUCUGCAUGCCAUACCAUAUCUAGUGAGCCCGCCUGUUGCAGGUUGGCUUGUAGACACAACUGGCAGUUAUACUGCAUCCUUCCUCUUGUGUGGAUUUUCUAUGAUAUUUAGUUCGACGUUAUUGUGCUUUGCAAAUCUAGCGAAGAAAAUCAAAAGAACUCAUUUGCUGUCACUCACCAAUGACAUGGGCACGAAACAGCACAUCUGGACUAAUGGAGCAAUAGCUUAUUCUGUCACAGCAGAAUUAGACCAAAAAGAUGUUCGAUUUUUGGCUGUGGAUAUAAACAGCUACAGCAACAGAUGACAAGUGCAUCAAGAUUCUGCAGAGCCAUGACUGAGAUAGAGGUGGCUCUAUAGUGUUACACUGCUGAAGAUACUACUCCUGUGAAAUAAGGCAUCUCUUAAUUAGAUUUUUCUGGCAUGUUUUAGUUGGCUAAAGUCUACAUACAGCAUUAGUAAUACAAGUAAAUGCAGUAAUAGAAGAAAGCUAGACUGAAAAUAGAGUUUGUAGAUACAAAUGUUCACAGAUUUGUUUGAAAUGCAGUAUGGCGACUCCACAGGUAAUCUAAUCUAGAAGAUGAGAACUGGCUAUAAUAAAAAACCCCUAUAAUCGGUCACGAAAACUGAACAAUAAAAUUUGAAGUAUUUAAAAAAUAGUAUUAAUGAAAUAAACUUUUUGGUGUUCUGGUCUAUUAUGUUUCAAUGGACUACUCACGCACACCACCAAAAACCUUCCUCAUGUAUCAUUCUGCAUUAAACUCUUUGCAAAUAACUGUGUCAAAUGCCAAAGCCAUUUGUUUUAGUUUGGGGUGGCUUGGUUUUUUUGUUUGUUUAGCUUUUUUUGUUGUUUUUUGUUUAGAUCUGGCAGGAAUCUGUGAUUUAUGUUGAAAGUGUCCCUGGAGCAGCUUUACUUUUUAUGGUGUGCCUCAAUUUUGUACAUACAUUGCAAUUUCAUGUCAGAAACAGUUUUAGACAGACUUUCCCAAGCCCCCUACAGCAAAAUUUUGAGGUGGUUGCUGGUUUGUUUGGUUUUUUUUCCUGGAUAUCUUUAAAGCUUGAAUUUCUACACAUUGACAUUCCAGGUAGGAUCCUCCGGUUGAUCCUUUUCUGGGAGAGUGAAAGAGGUGCCGUGGCCAGUCUGCUGUCUGAAGAGCAGUAAAUUUGUGCCAGGGGACUGGGUUUGAUGAUAGACAAACCUGCUUUAUCUGCAUGAGUGGAAGAAGCCCAAAGGCAGCUCAGGAGACUAGAGCAGAGUUUCCUCUAGUCUCUAUUGUUUUUCCAAACACAGAGCAUCUUCCUCCUAUGAAAUCAGCAGCUGUUGAUGAGUCUGUGCAAGCAGAUGACUGUGAGACUGCCCACUCCAGAGACCAUUACUAAAAAGGAUGUUAGCAAAGUUGUUUCUGCAUACUGCAGUGGCAAGUCUGCCUCUUUUCAGGCCCAGAAGCUGUAGCCUCAGUUAGAGCAAAUUACUUGUUUGUGCCAUCUGAAGAGCUGAUCAGGGCACUUGUCCUAAAUGACCAGAACACCACAGCUGUGAUCUGCACAGGUUUUCUUCUACUUGUGUGGGGAAUAUACUAUAGCUGGCUGCUACAGACUGAAUGUAGUUCACGGGGUAAAUUACUGACGAUGUCAUAUGUAAUGGGAUGUUUCUAUGUUUCCAGAGUGAAAAUGUUGACAGCAAUGGAGGAACUUCACAUUCUGCAAUGUGAAUCAUUUCUGUGCUUUGAUGCUGUAUACAACUGUAUUCUGUUGAUUAGCAAAUUGAUCAGAGUCCAAAUAAUUUUCACCAGUACUGAACUAGUAGUUUUGUAAUUGUCUGUAGUGUAUUCAAUGGUUGCUUGUCAUGUCCUGUUCUACUUUGUGCCACAUAAGGGAAAAUUACAUAGACUAAUGUUCACCAAUUUGAUCUAGAUCAAGAGUAUAGCCGUAGGAGUAUAAUAUAUUUAUAUAUAUAUGAAUAGUAUGUGUGGCAAGUAGUUUUAUUAUUCAUGCAUAUCUCAAAUAUAACAUACUAAAAUUGUCUGUCUUCAGCUGUCUGUGCUUAAAUGAGGUAUUUCCUGCUGCCCUGCUUCAGAAGUGUGGUUGGAGCCCGUAGCAUGAUCUACAUGCACAGACCACAGAAUAAGAGAUGGAUGGGAGUUCAAAGACUGCUCAAAACUAAUGACAUAAUCUUUUUCAGCUCUGCCUGAGCCCUAAGCUUGGUUUUAACAUAUGUUCAUAAAAAAAGGAGAAAAAUUAUCCAUGAGUGUUUCUUAAUGAGUUAGGAAAACUACGCACAUUUGGAAAAAGACAAAGUGGGUUUAUUAUUUAGAAGUGAUGAAGAUGUUGGUUUAGAUCUUAAUGCAAAGUUUUAAUAUAAAAAUGUAGGGAAGAGUGUGGUCUACACAGAAAAUAAGCAAUUUUCCACAAGUUGUAAAUUACCAUUGUCAUUUACUUCACAAAAAUUUAAUUACUUUGUUUACCACAUUGCAACACGUCAGCAGUUGUUCACACCAGAAAUGCAUAUUGUAAAAGCCUGUUGUAAUAAUAGUAUAUGCAUUUUUAUCCUAUUAAACAACACUGUGUAAUACGGUAUUACAUUUUUAAAGUAAUUUUUUUUUAUUUCAAGUUAUUCUUUUCACAGUCUUUUUUUCAUUUAUGUGUUUGCAGCAGUAUUUCUUGUUUUAAAUAUCUAAUUCAGCAGAAAAUGUUCAACUGGUUUUAUGCACAGACCUUUUGUAGAAAAUGGUAGAAUUAUUUAAGUGUUUUCUAACACUGUAUCUGCUUUGACUUCAGCCAAUGGCUAAAAACUUACCUACCAGAAUGUGCAUAAAACACACUGUGAAAUAUCAGAUAUGAAUCUCCCCAGUAAGAAGCAGAAGGAAGGAAGCAUAAACUGCGAGUGGAAGAAUUAGGAAUAUAGUCAAGGUUUGAGAAGCCUCAUGCCAAACUUCUACCCCCUGGUCCACGCGAUGCAAACUGUCAGGCUGUCCUCCAUGGAGAUAUUUCCUGGCAUGGCACUGUGCAGCAGUAAGCAGAGAUACCUGGGCUAGCUGUGAACAAUUUGCCAGGCUAACACUGCAUGUGCUCACCAGCCCUACUGAACACUGACGGCUACGAGCUUGGAUGGAGCACUGCACAACUGACCCUGUCUGCCUUCCAGGGAAACCAUGGUCAGACUUGGCUGGGGUAACAUAUGCCUGAGACAGAAACAGAAUGAUCCUACCUCAGAUGAAUCCUGCCUGGAAUAACACUCUAUUCUGUACAAUGAAUGGGAAUUCUGCAUAAGUGAAACUGCUUACAAUUGCUGAAAUUAUCCCAUCUGUUUCCAUUCCAUGAGGUUUGAAAUGUGGAAAUCAUCAUUCCUUUGAAUUUGCUUAUGUUCUAAUGGCAACUUUUAUCAAAUCCACUUUGGAACAUUUAAUAAAUUGUACCUUGUGUGAAAACA